GAUGGAGUUGUCACAUUGUGAGGUGAACAUCGUUAAAAACUGAUAGAAAAUGAAUUAAUUGUUACAAUUACAGUUAUUAGUUUUUUUAUUAUUUAAUAUUAUUUAGUCUAAUUAAUUGUUUACCAUCUUCUAUCCCAUAACAAUCACCUCAAUCAGGUUAAUUUCCAAUUUCCUCAUCAAAAUCUUUUAUUCUUCCUCAAAUCAUCUUACACCAUUUUCUGUGUUUUCUAUUUUCUCUUUUUUUUCUCUGUCUUCUUUUCUUUUUUUUUUUUUUCUCUUACUGUUUUUCUCCAUUACAUGUAUACCUAACCCUUUUUCUUCUUAGUUUUUCUCUUUCUCUUUGUUCAACAUCUUCAACUCCUCAUCUCUCUCAUAGUCACACUGGUUUUCUCCCUUUUCUUUCAUCAUCAUCAUCAUCAUAAUCCAUCGUCAGUGUGAACAACAACAACAACAAGAAAAAUCUCUUCUUCAUAUCUUACUAAUUAUCUUUUUCCAUUCUCCUGAUCAUCUUUAUUUUCUUUGAGAAGAAACAAAAAAUAAGGAUGAUAAUUGUUACUUCUUCUUGUCAAUAAAACAACCACAUUUGUCCAUCGUCAUCAUCUUGUUAAAACACCAAACAAAACCAUUGACAUCUCUCAACAACAACAACAACACACACACACAACCACCUUCAUUUGAUCACCAACAACAACCUCUCGUAACAGGAACAUCAAUUUACCAACAAUCAUCAACUACUCUGCGGAAAAUCAAUACAUCACCAAUAAUAAUUAUCUAUAAAUAAUUACAAUUAUAUAAGCAAAUUCAUCUAAAAUCCUUCUCUUUAAUUUCUCAACAUAAUUUCUAUGUCUCAUUUGCAUUGUUGUUCUAUUCCAUUAUGUCUUUGCCUUUCUCUUAUUCUCUUUCCAAUGAAAAAGUGAAACAAAAGAUAGCACAUUUAAUCAAUGAGAUAAACCAAUUUAAUGACAUCGAGAAGUUGUUGCUCUAUAUUCAACUGCCCAGUGGUUCGCCUGCAAAUGAUCCUCUUAAACACAAAGGACCUGGAAACCCAUUCGGCAAGAAGGCGGACGUUGAAGUGGCCCAAACUUAUACCUGGAUACAAAGUCAUCUAGAGGAAGAUCCAACAGUCUCACUACCAAAGCAUGAGGUUUACGAUGAAUAUCGUUGCUUCUGUCAAACCAAUAGCUUUGAACCUCUUUGUGUGGCUGAUUUUGGUAAAGCAAUGAAACAUGUCUUCCCUGGAGUUAAACCUCGAAGAUUGGGCCAAAGGGGCAACUCGAAAUAUUGUUACAGUGGCUUAAGAAAGAGAUUAACUCUACCUGCACCCUGUUUACCUGAUCUCUUAAACACAAGUACCUCAUUGAAUAAUAAUAAUAAUAAUAAUAAUAAUGGUAACACGAAUGGUGAUGAUAGGCGGAUUAACAAAUCAAUUGAAGAAGAUUCAUCUUCAGAUCCAUCUUUGUCAACAGAAGCCUUAAGAGCUGGUGAUGGUUGUGUAGGAAUCAAUAGCUUUAAUAUUAAUUCUGAUAAUACUAAUGGCAUAACUAAUGGUAUAUUUGGUAGACAGCAACAAAAUGUAAUUUCCCCUGAUAUUGUUCAAAAUGCGGCUACACGGUUGAUAUUGGAUUGGGCUGAAGGAAUUUUAGAAAAAAGUUUCACCAAUCUGCAAGAAUUAGGAAAAUAUCUCAUUAAUUACGAUCUUGUUGAUAAAACAUCGGUCGCAGCAAUUGCAUUGAUAUCAUCUUCUGCACCAGCACCUCCUACACCAACAACACCAGGAUCUUUAUCAACAUUAUUACCAUUAAAUCAAGAAGAUGUUAAAUUUAAUCCUAAUAAUUUAAAUUCUAGGAUAAUAUUACCCAAUAAUUAUCAGAGUAAAAGUAAACGAAGUGAGAUAACUACACAAUCAAGUGCUCAAGUAAAAAAAUCUCUCAUGAAAGAGAUUAACGGAAAUGGUACAAAUUCUAGAAGAAAAGGAAACGAUCGAAGUGCUAAAUCUGUGUCUGGUAAUAACAACACUGGUUCUGGUUUCGCUGUUUCAUCUAACACUCCAAAUCAACAACAACAACAACAAGAAUCACCCGUUACUUUAACUCGUGUCAAUCGACGUAGUCGUCGUCUAUCAGUUAAUGGAAAUGGACGAUCAUCAAUGGAGAUGAGCAGUGAUUGUGCUUUAGGUGAAAACAGUGACAAUAUUGAUUGUAAACCAACUGAUCAUUUACAGAUUAAUAUAAAGAAAGAGGUAAACCAACAAUUUUACGAUAUUGAUGGUACCAAUAUCAUUGAAAAUACCACCGAUGCCGCUAUCGCAACAACUACAACCAAUGAUGAUUCAAAAACGGGUUCGGUUAUGAUGAAAAAUUCACCAUCUCAAAAUAAGAUACAAAGAGGUGGUACAUCAUCAUCAUCAUCAUCUUCUUCUUCUCAUCAUAUUAUUGUUCUACCUAAUAAUGUCCGAUUAGCAUCGGCAACAACUCGAUCGAUGUCUCAAAUCUUAACCGGUGAUAAAAGUGGAUCUCAGUCUGUUUCGGUUUCCUGUUUAUCAUCUUCCAAUGCGACCUCUUCUUCUUCCUCCUCCUCCUCCUCCUCCUCAUCCUCCUCCUUAUCCUCAUCCAUCGCCUCAUCAACUAUCCCAUCAUCUUCAUCAUCAACAACAUCAUCUUCAACAAUCAAGUCAAUAUCAUUAACAUCUCCUUCAUCGUUAUCCACAGUAACCCAAAAGUACAAAAGGAUCCAACCCAAACCUGUUUCCUUGAAUCGAAGUAACUCCAAUGUCCUUGAAUCAACCUUCAAUUACUCAACAAUCAACGAGCAUUCAACAUCAACAUCAUCAUCAUCAUCAACAUCUAACAACAAAACUACCAACGUUAUUAACUCAAGUCAAAACAGAAACAAUAAUAAUGGUAAUAAUUUAAAAUCAAAUGAGGUUGAAGGUUUAAUAGUUACUCGAAGGCAUUCCCUGGCAUCAGUAACAUUAACUGGUAAUGAUUUACAAAGUACAAAUAACAAUUGUAAUAAUAAUAAUAAAAAAGAAAAUAUUAAUUUUAGUAAACGUCGAGAAUCAGUUCUAGGAUUAAUUGGUUGUGGUGUUAAUGGUGGUGGUGGAGGAGGAGGAUUAACUUCACCUUCAUCUUGCUCUUCCUCUUCAUCCUCUUCCUCCUCUUCAUCUUCACCAUGCUCAUCAUCAUCUCCAUGUAUUAAAGACGAGCGGAUUAGUCUGGAUAAGACUCAAACAAAGCGUUCCUGUGAUGUAAGUCGGGAUUCAGAUAAUGUUUCCUGUAAGAAACGUUUAACCUCAUUGGAGGGUUGUGAAGGUAUAACAAACCUUUCAGGACUCUCUGUAUCUUCCUCCUCCAUUUCAUCAACUUUACUUGCAACUACUACUACAACCACAACCCCAACUACCCCAACAACACCAACCAUAAACUCUAAUGGUAAUCUAACCAAUGGAAUCAUAUUGACCCUUGCAAAUGGUGAUACCGAUGGUGUUGGUUGUCGCAUAUCAGAUGAAACAAAUUCAUCUUCAACUAGUCUAUCACCUUUACCAAGUAUGAGUAUGACCGAGGAUAUUUUGUUAACUGGAUUAACAGAUAAUGGAUUAAAUGACCUUAACGGUGAUAAUCAUCAUCUGCAUAAUCAAAAUUUGCUUAAUCAACAGCAACAAUUAGGAUUAAUGAAUAUAACAAAUGAUAAUAAUAAUAAUAAAACGUCAACAUCAGGAAUGUGCAUUAAACUGCAAGAGGUUGAAUGUGAUGCUUUAAAUGAUGAUCGAAAUGAACAACCAUCAUCCCAACAACAACAACAACACAAACAACUACAACAACUUCAACCAGGACAAAACCAACAUCAAGAUCAACAACAUGGGGCCUCAUCAUCGUCCCUGAUGGAUUCAUAUGAAGAUUGUAAUCCAUCCACUUUAUCACAAUUGAGAAGAUUGUUAGAGAAAAAUUUACCCAAUUCAAAGAGUAGUAAUACUACUGUUGGACUAUCGUCAUCGUCAUCAGCAGUUUCAUCCGAUCACAUUAAUAGUAACAAUGUUAAUCAUCACUCUCAUCACCAUAAUCAUCAACUUGAUCAUAAUUGUCCAAAUAAUGUUAACAAUAAUGGAAGUCAAGAAAUUAUGGAGCAACAGAUUGUCGGUUAUGAGGGGGCAACUCAUCAUCAUCAUGAACAACAACAACAACAGCACAUUCAUCAUCAACAACAACAGCAGCAACAUUAUCUCAAUCAUCUCCAUAAUAUUAAUGGUGAUAUUAAAUCAGAGGAAAAGAAAGAUAUUAGUGGAUCAAGUAGUAAUACUUUUGGAUUAGUUGAAUCAUCAUUAGGCAAAAAAUCAAUCGAUUGUAAUAGUCCCAUGGUAAUUUCAAAUGUAACUGAUUCUGAUUCAGUUGUUUUCAUUUCUAAUUCAAUUGGUAACAAUUCUGAUGCUGAUGGUGGUAAUGAUGCUAAUUUACUGGUUUCAUCCAUGGAUUAUUGUAAUAUGCAAACUCAGGUUCCAUCAGUUCCAGCCAGUCCGAAUACCCGUCGACAAGCAUUUAAUUUUCAACCAAUUUCAUCAAGAAUAACACCAACUAUCCCGGAAAACAGUGCAAUUAAUUAUGGUGAAGGGAAUACCAAUGGAAUCCCGAAUAAUUCAUCAGGAGUAGGAAACCUUAACAAUCUGGUUAAUGGGUCAAGUGUUAAUGCACACCAAUCUCAAGGGCAACUUCCAUCGCCCUCUUAUUGCCCUGACCAACGGUCAGUUGGUGUUGGUAUUUCUCAGCCAACAAGUUCAGCAAAUUCACCCUUUGUCUCACCUCGAGGUACACCAAUACCUUUAUCUCGAUCCCGUCAUGAUAGUGGUCAAAGUGGUUACUCUGGAUCACGAGCAACACCUUAUCCUGUCCUCCUUGAUUCUGGUCUUUCAUCAAUAUCAUCAUCUCCCUUUAUCUCACCCCAACCAACUCCGGUGCCUUUAAGUGGACGCAUGAGAGCAAUUUCCAACUCGUACUCUCACCAUCACCACCAUACAAGAUCAAGCCUUGUUAAUAGAGCGAGACAUUCAUCUGGUCCUGGUAAUCCAUAUACCACUUUACCCUCUUCCAUAACAGGAAGUGGUAUUGGUAUAUUUUCAAUGAGAAGUUCAUCAGUUUCACCCAUGGUUGUUUCAUGUAAUGGAAAUGAUUUAUCUUCAUCAACUAAUAACAAUCAACAAGGUGCAACAUUGGCCAGUAUUAAUGCAGCUUUUGGUGAGACCAAGCAACGUACUCGAAAUCAAUCAAGUACAACAACCGGAACCACUACCACCUCUGGUGUUUCCAGUAUCGGUACACCAGUUUCACCCAAAUCAGAGCCUCUCUCACCUUCAAGUGUUCUUAUUUCCGGUGAUAACUUGUCAACAUCCGAUUUAGCCUCAAUUGGUAUUGGUUCCUCUUCAUCAUCAUCAGCUAAUGGUGAUUCUUUUAUGGAUUCUUGCUUUUCAUCUUCAAGAGAUUGGCUAACCAAUAAUUCAAGAUACCUUCUUUCAGGUUAUCAUGGGAAUGGUGAUCAUCAUGGUCAUGGUAUUUUAGGUGCUGGUGGUAUUGGAGGAGGUAACAGUUUAUUACAUGGUGAUUCUGGAAGUUCCCAUGUUGGACCAGUCUUACGUCAGCGUCAUUUCUCAAGUCCCUAUGCUACCAUUGCAAAUAAUGGUAAUAAUAAUAAUUUUUCCCUACAUGAUUCUCAUUCCAAAGAGAUUCAGAAUCUACUGAAAGGCAGCUCAUUCAUUGAAUCAUUACUUUCAAAUAAUAACAAUAACAAUCACCAUCAUUCAGAAAAUGGUUCAGGUGAAAAUAGUAAUAUUUCAACUCUUACUGGUAAUUUAUCCAAUGGUGAUCAUUAUCAUCUUACAGGUUCACCUUUAACUUCAUCUGAUCAACAGCAGCAACAACAACAUCAUGGUAACAAUGGUCGACCUUUAUUGAAUAGAUGUCAUUCAGUUCCAAUUCAGCAUUUAGGUAAACUCUACAAUGGUUUAUCAUCGGUUCCCUCACCAUUGAUGGAUCAUAACAGUUUUACUCCCUCAUCGUCUUUAUGCUCACCAGCUGAUCCAAAUUCACCACCCGAUCGAGAUUUUUCCACUCUAUCUAAAUCACACCCUCCAACCCCACUCUGUAAUCCCAAUUUCUCAUUUCCUCCAUUCUCACCGUCCAAUGUCAAUAACAAUAAUAUCACCAAUGGUUCCAGAAAUAACAACAAUAUAAACACCAAUUCACCAAAUAAUAAUAAUCUUGUUACCGGUGGAAACAAUUCUGGUGCUAAUUCAAUAUCAUCACCAAACUCUGUUGGUUCAAUCAGAUUGAAACUUGUCGAAGAGGAAACAACAUUGGGAUCACUUGUUGUUGACAAUAAUUCAUCUGUCUCACCCUCAAGUAAUUCUGGUUUUCUGGAAAAUGGUCAAGAUGUUAUGGUCUCUGGUUUAACAUCAAAGGAAUGGUCAGUUGGUGAAUCAGUUAUCGGCUCAGAUGAUAUUGAGCUAACUGUUAAUCAUGUUGGUCAUCAUCAUUAUCAUGAUUCUCAUCAGCAACAACAUCAUCCUGAUCAAGGGCAUCAACAUCACUCUCAUCAUCAUCUACAUCAUCAUAAUCCUCAUGAUCCUGAACUUUCACCAGGAAAUGGUCUCCUUAAUACAUUUGAGGUUCGUCGAGCCAUUGACGAUGCGAUUUCUGGUCCAACUCCGAUGAGCGAUGAUUUGGAAACAACUCUGGAAGAUCUUCGUGACUGUGAUAAUGAUUUCUCCAAGUUUGCUCUCGAAUUGGAAUUAGAAGCUAAUGGAAGUACUAAAUAUGACGACAUCUAAUUAGAAAGAACAAUUAACAAAAACAACAAUUAAAACGCAAGAAAACAAAAUCGAUCCAGCAAAGUUCAAUAUCCGAUCAGCAUCACACACACACACAUAGAAACGACGAUAAAAUUGUCAAGACCAACAAAGAUGAUGGUUAAGAAGCUUAAUUGUCAUUGAUUUGUUGAUAGGAAACAACUAAUUAACUAAUUUUGUGAUAAAAGUUCAAUAUAAUUAAUUACUCAUUAUUACUAAAUUAUUAUAUUGGAUUUAAAUUGAAGAUAAACAUCAAAUUAAUGCGACAAAUCAAAAGCAAGAAAAACCCAUCAACAUAUUGAAGAUCAUCAUUUAUAUUCAUAAUCCUCAUCCUCAUCUUUAUCAUCAUCUUCCCUCAUCUUCACUGAUGCUUAUUAGUUAUUAUUUCAAUUACAUCAUUUCUAAAACAAUUAAUCAAUUAUCAUGAUAAUUUCUAUCAAUAUCUCCCAAUCAUUAAGCUUAUAUAUUUUUCAUUCAUUUACCUGGCAAAGCUUAUGAGUAACAAUUUAAAUCCAAACACUUACAGAAAAAGGAUGAGCCCAAAUUAGCUAAUUAAUCAAUUAAUUAAUAUUGUAAAAAGAAAACAAAUUAACUUUGGAAAUUAAUCAAUUUCCAACAUUACAUGUUGUAAGUGUGAAAAGUCAAACAAUUAAUUAAUCACUUGAUUGUUGAUCAACAAAUUGCUUAGAAAAGAAAAACAAAUUAACUAAAUUAAUCUUUUCCUCUCUCCAGCCAUUUAAAUUUCAAUUGUAAGGGAAGAUGAUGAUUAAUCCUCAUCAUCAUCUUCACCUCCACCUCCACCUCCACCACCUCAUCAUCCUCUUUCUUAUUAUUAUUACUACCUUGAAAUCAUCUUCUCCCUCCUUCAUCAUCAUCAUCAUCAUCUUCCUUCAUCUUCCUUAGUUAUUUCUUAUUUUAUUUUCCAAUUUUUAGGAUAUUUCAAUUGAACUAACGACCAUUUAUGAUUUAGAAAAUUAAUUAAUUAAAUCAAUUAACCAAUACACAAAAACAACACGAAAAAAAGGUGAAAUAAUUGUGAUAUUUGCCAACGUAAGGCCUUCUCAACAGGAAACAAAGGAAAGGACUUGUGAGAUAAAGAUUAAGCUUAAAGGAUUAAGAUUAAACCACCAAUACAAAAAAAAAGAAUCACAAUCACAUAGAAACAAUUACAUUCAACUCAUCUCUUAAUUAUCAUCAUCAUCUUUUGUCAUCUCUCUCUCUCUCUUCACUUUCUCUCUCUAUCUCUGUCUCUCCCUCUCUGUAUUCAUCUCGUUGUCAAUGUUUUCUCAUUUAUAUCUCUAACUCUUAUCUUCUAAUUAGGAUUAACAAAAUUUUAAUCUUCAAAUUUAACUAAUUAACCAAUUGUUAAACUAAAACAAAACAAAAUGCCCUUUAAAUGUGUUAAUUACCAUCAAAAAUUAAAGAAAAGGAUUCAAACUCCAUUGGUUGAUAUUGCAAACACAGAAAAAAAAAUUAACUCGAUCUCAAGUAACAAACAAAAUGGAAAAACAUAAUUUCUCAUCUUCAUCAUCUUCAUUAUCAUCAUCAUCCUAGGAUUUUCUAAUCACCAUCACCCGAUUGAUUAUUUAACGAAAAUUGUUAAACAUUAAUUAUUUUGAUAUUUAAUUACCAUCAACAAUUUGUGUUUCACUUUGCUGCCCAACAAUCAACAACCACCAUCAUCAACAAUUAGAUUUUCUUGAUUGAUUUUACUUUCAAUUUAUGUUUCGUUGGUUUUUUUUGAUUGUUUCCAAUUGUCAAAUCAAUUGUAAACUAAUCAAAGUUGAUUUUUGUUAAUUAAUUAAUUGUCAUCAUACAUACACAGCCCUUCACAGAGCACAAUCAACUCUAAUUAUAAUUAAUUUUUUUACUCUAGAGAUAAAAACAAAACAAACUCAUCAAUUGGUUAUCUAAAUUUAUCUAAGCCAAAAUCAACAAUUUAGGAUUUACAAAUUUAACAAUUAAUCAAUUAAUCAAUUGAUUAACAAACUAAACAUCAUGAAAAACAAAACAAUUGUGUAAAAAAUUAAUCACCAUCAUUGAUGAUCGAGGUUAAAUCAAUCAACUUGAAUUGUAAACUGUUAACACAAUUAAAGCAACAAUCAACAAAUAAACAAAUAUUAAUAAUGAAAAACGACAACAAACUUAACACAUGAAAAACUAGGUAAUAACUUGACAAAUUUAUGAUAACAAUUAAAUCAUUGUAACAAUUGAUUAAUAAUUUACAGCAAAGUAGCUUUUAUUUUAAACACCAUUGGCAAUAUAAGAGGAGGGAAGGGAGUGAAAAGCUUAAUUGUAAUUAACUUGAUCGAAUUGUAAUUAAAAUCCUCUUGUCAAAUGGUUGUAAUUCAUAUCCAAUCCAAUGAUUUUAAUCCAUUGCCUUUCAAUUAUGUUAAAUGUAAUUCUUUUGUUUCCUGAUAAACUCUUCAGUCUUAUAUUA
Panonychus citri (citrus red mite) is the source of this 9272-nucleotide messenger RNA. RefSeq lists its product as uncharacterized. The coding region runs from base 875 to 6814 and encodes 1979 amino acids. NCBI's taxonomy places the organism in Eukaryota, Metazoa, Arthropoda, Arachnida, Trombidiformes, Tetranychidae. The record is from RefSeq and is a predicted model, not a curated record. The transcript has 4 exons. Gene Ontology annotation, molecular function: DNA-binding transcription factor activity, RNA polymerase II-specific; RNA polymerase II cis-regulatory region sequence-specific DNA binding. Gene Ontology annotation, biological process: regulation of transcription by RNA polymerase II.